AUGUCGAAUCCAUCAGAAGAGACAAACAUUACAAAACGUUCAAGGCUAUUUAAGGGCAAGGUGGUUCAACACAGAAAUAAUCUGAAGAAAAGAAGUCGACAUAGUCAUAAUCCUAAUCACCGUCAUCAAAGUACAGGAGAUAUUACGCAAUCAUGUAUACAAAUGGAUCAAAAUGGAUCAACCAUGUGUAAUAAUAGUACUAAAGAUGACACUGGAAAUACUGGAAGAAAAAUGCCUCGAUGGUUACGUCUUUUGAAGUUGACAAGUAUAAGUGCUACCACAAAUAUCACAUUAGAUGGACUGAAUAAAACAGACAAUACCACUGGUCAUCAUCAAUAUCAUCAUCGUCAAGGGAAUCUUAACUCACAACACCACCACCACCAACAACAACAACCCCAAGAAGAGAUUCAUUCAUUCCUCGGUAAUCUUGGUAUUGGAGCUUAUGUUGGUGAAGAAGAGAAUGCAUUUGUUAAUUCCGAUACUUCAGAAGAUAUUCAGCUGACAAAUAAAUCUUCGAGUAAACCAAUAUCAAAGUCGAUGAUAAAUUUAUCAUCGAUUAGUCUAUGGCAACCUAAACGUAGAACAAGUGAUCAGACAAAUGAUACAGAAGCGUUGACUAAAGAGAUUGUUGACCAGUACAGUUGUUCAUCACGAUCAUCUCGAAAUGAUUCACCCGCUGAUAAGAUGUCAACCUCAAAGGGGACGACAACAAGAACACCAACAACAGCAGCAGCAAUAUCACAGAAUUUAGAUCAAUUUCGACAGAGUGAAUUCUAUGAAUCAAUGCCUCUGAUAAUGAAGACGGUUAUUCACCAAACAUCUGUUCUAAAUAUCAAUACUAAUAUGAAACAGAAUUAUUUUAAAGGAUUUAUGUCGAAUAAUCUAACACCUAAGCCUUCAACAAAUACAAUAACAAGAACUAAUAAAUAUUCAUUAUCCAGCUUGGAUGAUUAUACUGAUGAACAGUUGCAGCUGGAUACAACAUACUCGUUCUAUCGGAUACCAGACUAUCUAAAAGAAUUGUAUAUAGCUGAUGCAUGGUUGGACAAUCUACUCAUUUCUGAUAUAUUACACAGUCGGUGUCAUUCUCCAAUAAGAAAACCAGCUGAUUAUCGAUCACGGCGGACACGGGCUGAAAGCAGUUCAUCAAGUUCAAAUAAAACUUCAAAACGAACAUGCAGUGAACAACGUUAUGAAGAGACACAAUUAAUUGCUGGUCUAUGGGAUAGAAAAGAAAUGGAUGUUAUUCAAAAAUCCAUUCGUGGGGCAAUUUCUAUUAUUGAAUUAAAAAUGUCUUCUAAAUAUAGGUGUUUGGGUGAAUCAUUUUCAGAUAUGAGUGCAGUUAUCUUUAGAAAUUCUUCAAAUGAAAUGAGCAUUCCAAUCUCCUUGCGCUCAUUUGUUCCGGAGACUGAGAAAGCAAUUGUCAAUAAUAAAGAGAUCAAUGUUUGGAAGAAGAUAUACGCUGAAGAAGUUGUGAAUAUUGUUAAACUACCUCGUUUCCCCGUAGAACAAACAAUCAGCCUGGAGACAAUUCAUCAAUCGCAGAAAUCAACACUAUUCCUUUAUUCCGACCAUUUAGUGUUAACACAAUGGCCAUUGGACCAGAGGCGUUUUUAUCAACUGGUGAUUUAG
Messenger RNA from Trichobilharzia regenti, 1632 nucleotides. Lineage: Eukaryota; Metazoa; Platyhelminthes; Trematoda; Strigeidida; Schistosomatidae. The record is from the annotation of a GenBank genome assembly.